GCCAUGAAGCUAAUAAUAACUCAAACGCUGUCAUGGCGGUGCUGCCCUUCGUCUCUCUGCUGUUUAUUACAGGGUUUACUUUUUCUGCGGCAGGCAACUGUGAAGUGUGUGUGGACUUUCUUUCCAGACUGUAUGGCAGUCUGACGUUGGCCCACAGAGAACUCACUCCUCCCCUGGUGGAGGAAGAGCUGAUCCAGGCCUGCACUGUCGCCCAGGGCAAGGAGGCGAGGCUGUGUUACUAUCUAGGAGCCACUAUUGAUGCAGCAACCCGUGUCACAGCAUCGGUGUCUCGACCUCUGGCCUCUCACGUCCCCGUUGAGAAGAUCUGCCAGCGCCUCAGCAGCACAGACAUGCAGAUCUGUGAGCUCAGAUAUGACCCUCAAGUGAAGGAUCUGAGCAGCGACGGGCUGAAAAUAAUGAAAGUCUUGGAGCUGAGGAACAUUUUAGCUUCGUGGGGAGAAGAGUGUCGAGGCUGUCUGGAGAAACACGAGUUUGUCAGCCUCAUCCAGGAGAAAGCACUGCUGCAUGCUCACAGUACGGAACUGUGAAUAUCAUUUGUUUCUUCUGCUCCUUUCGAAAAUAUCAUCAGAAAAAUCUAAUUUAAGUGCAUGAUUUACUCAUUUGUGCCACCAAAUGACUUAAUUUGUAUGUUAAUAGAGGAGACAUACAUCUUUUUGUGCUGAUACAGUAUGUACCUGAUUAAUAGCAGCCACAACAAUAGCAGCAUGGUAGAUAGAGUUUCAUAAAAUACUGCCCAUCAGAUGUUCCCAAAAACGUUUCAAGUGUCAAAGAAGCUAUCCGACGAAAAGUUCAAUUGAAUAUC
Messenger RNA from Gymnodraco acuticeps, 823 nucleotides. It is a transcript of the gene cdnf, whose product is annotated as cerebral dopamine neurotrophic factor. Gene Ontology annotation, cellular component: endoplasmic reticulum. Bases 33 to 548 code for a protein of 171 amino acids. The record is from RefSeq and is a predicted model, not a curated record. Gene Ontology annotation, biological process: dopaminergic neuron differentiation; neuron projection development. The transcript has 4 exons. NCBI's taxonomy places the organism in Eukaryota, Metazoa, Chordata, Actinopteri, Perciformes, Bathydraconidae.